Solanum tuberosum (potato) is the source of this 1145-nucleotide messenger RNA. RefSeq names its product glucan endo-1,3-beta-glucosidase, basic vacuolar isoform-like. Lineage: Eukaryota; Viridiplantae; Streptophyta; Magnoliopsida; Solanales; Solanaceae. Gene Ontology annotation, molecular function: hydrolase activity, hydrolyzing O-glycosyl compounds. Gene Ontology annotation, biological process: carbohydrate metabolic process. The record is from RefSeq and is a predicted model, not a curated record.
AUGGUACUAAUUGUUGCUAUUUUGCUUCUUGGAUUACUACUUGUUGCCACCAGCAUUGACACAACAGGGGCUGAAUCAGUAGGUGUUUGCUAUGGAAUGCUAGGCAACAAUUUGCCUUCACAUAACGACGUUAUACAGCCCUACAAGUCAAGAAACAUAAAAAGAUUGAGGCUUUAUGAACCAAAUCAUGAAGUUUUACAAGCCUUAAGAGGAUCCAACAUUGAAGUUAUGCUAGGAAUUCCCAAUUCAGAUGUCAAGCAUAUUGCUUCCAGUGGGGAACAUGCAAGAUGGUGGGUAGAGAAAAACGUUCGAGCUUUUUAUCCAGAUGUUGUUGGAAAUGGAAUAAGCCCUUUCACAGACACAUCUCAUCUUACCUCACAUCUUGAAACUGCCAUGAGUAGAAUUUAUAAUUCAGUUUAUUUCACUGGUUUGGGAUACAACGUCAAUGUCACAACGUCUAUAGACAUGACAUUGAUGGGCAAAUCUUAUCCACCAUCUCAGGGUUCGUUUAGGGACGAUGCUAGGAAGUUUGUUGAUCCCGUUGUUGAGUUUUUAAGAAAUACAAAUGCACCUUUGCUUCUUAAUGUCUAUCCUUAUUUUAGCUACUCGAGUAAUCCAGGGCAUUCUCUCCCCUAUGCUAUGUUUACUGCACCUAAUGUGGUGGUACAAGACGGUUCGUAUCAAUAUAGGAACUUAUUUGAUGCAAUGGUGGAUUCUGUUUAUGCUGCCCUCGAUCAAAUACCAGGACGGCCAGAUCAGAGCUCUAUAAGGAUUGUUGUGUCUGAGACCGGUUGGCCAUCUGCUGGUGGAUUUGGAGCCACAACAGAUAAUGCAGCAACAUACUUGAGGAACUUAAUUCAACAUGCUAAAACGGGUACUCCAAGAAAGCCUGUGCCUAUUGAGACAUAUUUAUUCGCAAUGUUUGAUGAGAAUAACAAAACUCCAGAGCUUGAGAAACAUUUUGGAUUGUUUUCCCCCAACAAGCAGCCCAAAUAUCAACUAAACUUUGGAACUUCUGACAUUUCUGCUGAAACUAAUGUCACUGCUUCUUCCCUCAUAAGUGAGAUGUAAGAAGAGACAUUUGAAAUCUCUUUACGUAAGUAUUGCUUGGAUGGAAAACUUAGAAAAAAGAGUUAGGCUUCAAC